Limulus polyphemus (Atlantic horseshoe crab) is the source of this 3170-nucleotide messenger RNA. Its product is annotated as ras-related protein Rab-21-like. Gene Ontology annotation, biological process: Rab protein signal transduction. Gene Ontology annotation, molecular function: GTPase activity; GTP binding. Bases 738 to 1373 code for a protein of 211 amino acids. The transcript has 7 exons. The record is from RefSeq and is a predicted model, not a curated record. NCBI's taxonomy places the organism in Eukaryota, Metazoa, Arthropoda, Merostomata, Xiphosura, Limulidae.
CUAAUCUGAAGAGGUGGUUACGAUAUGUAAGGAAAUGAACUGUGACUGAAAUAAAAAAAUUUGACGUACGCUAAUACUAAGUAAGAGUUUUCGAAGAUUAAAGUUAAUGCUGUACAAAUGUAUUUAUAGAAGCCCUAAUUUUUACUUUCCAAUGAAAUACAUCUUAUUAUUGGUCAAGAACUGAAGAAGCGGCAUAUUUGUGGGUAGUAAAUAGCCUUUCGUUGUUAUUCAACUCAUUCAGUUAUUGUGAUAACAUUAACAAACGCAUCGAAAAGUUCAAUUACGUCAAACUAAAAUAAGCAACACUUAUUGCAACUUCAGUUUUAUGCCUUAAAACUAGAAGUUAAAAUUUUAGUUAAGCCUACUUAUCUAGUCAGUAGUAUUGUACUACUACUACUAGUACUUGUACUAGCCAAGUAUUACAAAGUACAGUUUGAUAAAUUGUUAGUGUCAGUUACUGAGUUAGACUGAGAAGUAAAAGAAGUUAGAACUUAAGUUAGCUACUUAGAGGCAAAAAGAGACCAUCUUACUUUACUAGUUUUACUCAUACUCUUAGUCUUACUUUGUCAAAUUAUUUGUCAAGGAGUUGAAUUUGGAGCAUAUUGGCACAAGGUUUUCAGCACUGAAUACAUAUUUACCUAGUAUUAUUGAAGUCUGUAUGCUGGCUGGGAGUGAAGACGAAAAUUAUUAACGUUUUGAUCUGCCAGUUUUUGGAGGUUUAUAUACAGAAAGAUAAUAUGGCAGGUAGUCGAAGUCAUUCAUUUAAAGUGGUAUUGCUGGGAGAAGGAUGUGUUGGCAAAACAUCACUAGUUUUGCGUUAUGUGGAAAACAAGUUCAAUGACAAACAUUUCAGUACACUUCAGGCAUCAUUCCUGAAUAAAAAAUUGAACAUUGCAGGGAAGCGAGUUAGUCUGGCUAUUUGGGAUACAGCUGGUCAAGAGAGAUUUCAUGCCCUUGGUCCUAUUUACUAUAGAGAUAGUAAUGGUGCAAUUUUAGUGUAUGAUGUAACAGAUGAAGAUUCAUUCCAAAAGGUGAAAACAUGGGUAAAAGAGCUUCGUAAGAUGUUGGGAAAUGAUGUGUGUCUUUGUAUUGCUGGUAAUAAAAUAGAUCUUGAAAAAGACAGGGCAGUUUCUUUGGAGGAAGCAGAUUCAUAUGCUACUUCAGUUGGAGCUAAGCAUUUUCUGACAUCUGCAAAGCUGAACAGAGGUAUUGAAGAAUUAUUUGUUGAUCUAGCCAAAAGGAUGAUAGAGAUUGCUGAGAGCAGUGAUGAACAUCGAGUCAACAGUUUGGGCCGUGGUAGCAAUCCAAGAAGAAAUGUUGUAAUUGUAGACGAUGAGCCUCAGCAACAAAAGACGGGAUGCUGUGGAGGAUAAAAACAGUUUUUUUUUGGAAUAAUCAGAUAUUUCCUGCAAUGUCUUAUAUAUUUUCUAAUUUGUAUUAUAAGAAAAGUGCAGAGAAGGUUUAAGUAUUAACCUUGUUGAUUCUGGUCAACAUUUAGAAUCUGAAGUAGGUAUUAAAGUCUAAAGUAUUUAUGUAUGAGAUUUCAAAAUCUUAUAAAUGGUUUAAUUUAGGCUGAGUAAAUUAUCUUGUUCACAGUGAAAUUGUAUUGGAUAAUUUUAUUAAACAAACCACUAAUUUUUAUGAUUCAGGUUUAAUGAAUAAUUUACAGAGUCUACCAAAAAUGAUGCAUUACGAAACUUAUAUUGGAUUCCCAAAUUACUAGUUUUGUGAAUGAAACUAGAAAUUGUGUAAUUAAUGGUAUAUCUAGUGAAAUAUUUUUAAAUGAGUCAUACAUAUCAGGCACUCUCACUACCAGCAACAGAAAGCAUUCAUUGUAUUUGUGUGUAUACAUCAUGCUUUCUCUGUUUCUCUGUAAAUUCAUGUGUCAUACUCAAAACAGAAAUAUUUUCAGUUCUCAGUUUCUGAAAUGCUGAAGAAAGCUACUUUAUCUUUAGACCUUCAGAAAUUUGCACUAUUAUCUUCAGCUUAUUCAAAAACUCAUUCAUAUAAUGUGUUGGAAAGGCGUGUACAAACACAGUUUUAUUGGUUUCAAAUUAAAUGUUUAUACCAAUGUAAAGUAAAUGUUGACUCUAUUUUAUAUUUAACCUGAAGAAUUUUAUAUUUGAAACACAGUUAUGUUUCUUGAAACUUGCCAGCUAUAUCUGCUGUUAAAUAAGGCCAAAAUAUGUUUUUCUUCAUCCUAAACUUAAAAGGAAUUAUGCUUUUAACCAAGGGAGCAUUGAAGCUUUUGUACAACUAAUUUCAAAACUUAGGCUAGUGUGUAUUUUAAGAUUUUAUAUGUCAGUGUUUGUGUGUUUAAUAAAUAAUUUCUUUUAUCAUAAUUUUUCUAGAUAACAUUAUAAGAACAGACGUAAUUGUUUUCCCACUAGGAGUUUACCUAAUAUAAGUGAAAUCAUGUGCGAAUUGGUAAGCAAAAACUUGUGAAAAAAGUUUGCUGAAUUAAGCAUUUUUAUUUCUUUCAAGGAUUCCUUGCAGGAUAUGUAAAGCUUCUGGAUAAACAGAAGUUAAGUAUAGGUUAUCCUUUAUUUACGUCUUUGUUCAAUUAAUGGUUUAUUUUUAUCUUUAUAGAACUAUGGUGAAAUUAAAAGAAAUUAUUUGGCAGUUAAAUAAGGCCAAAAUAUGUUUUUCUUCAUCCUAAACUUAAAAGGAAUUAUGCUUUUAACCAAGGGAGCAUUGAAGCAUUGUGUGUGUGUAACAAUAACUUGUUAACACACAUUGUACAUCAGCCUUUCCAAAAUUACAUUAUACUAUAAUAUAAACUUUUUUUUUUCAAAGUGUUUAAGUGUCUGUUAUUUAGUACCUUGUUAUUUACCAUUAAUGGAAAUUCCCACAUUAAUUUUAAUUCUGAUGAUAUUUGUUUCAUUUUUCCUUUUCCUUCCUUCAUUUCAGAGCAGCAGCAAGAAGUUGUGUGUGUUUGUGUAAAGUUUGUGAACUGAUAUCAGUUACAACAGUCUUGUACAUCAAGAGUCAUUAGUAUUUUUAAUUAAGUAUUACAGCCUUUAGUAACCAGGCCAUUGCACUUUGUAUAUCAGCUUUUUAUGUAUAGUUAAGGUAACUUGUAUACAGUAUAUUUGCUUAAAUUAAUAUGUUCAAAACAUUUCAUGUAAAAAAAGUAAAUAAAUUUAUUGGGAUAAUAUAUAGAUAUUAAA